UCUGUUUUCUCUCUGCUGUGACUCCCUUUGCAGCGAUCAAUGGAGCCAUGGUGGCUGGUGCCGUCAUAGGAGCCCUCAUUGGACUUGGCCUGAUCAUUUUGUUUCCACUCCAGAUGCUCUUCUACAGAAGGAAAAUGAAAGAAUCACAGGAGGAGAUUGCCAAUGAGAUCAAGGAAGAUGCUGUUGCCCCAAAGACUCUUUCCUGGGCGAAAAGUCCUGGCUCUGAUAUCGUCUCCAAAAACGGCACCUUGUCCUCCAUGAACACGACCCGGGAUCACAAACUCUACCCGUCCAAGCCGCCCUCAGACACGGCCUCCAUCACCACAGCCACUGGGAGCACAGUGGGCUACAAACCCCCUUUCAGCAACCACCGCGGCGGGACCCACACGCCGACGCCCAGCCUCUCCAGCCAGUCCUUGCCCCUCUACUUCCCGCCGAUGGCAAACGGGGUCCAUUGCCACCAUGCCAAUGUGCCAAUCCAUAGGAACACCCUCCACAGGACAAACGGGGCUCAGCCACAGGCCCCCCGACUACACGAGCCUGCCGCCCCCACCCAAGGGCUCACCUCCUCCACCCUGAGCCGCAUGGGGGGCGUACCCGUCAUGGUGCCUGCUCAGAGCCAAGCAGGAUCCUUGGUGUAAGGGCUUGGCGGCGCCCCCUAGUGGUUCUAGCAAUCCCAUGCAAUGCAGAGUGGCUGGAAGCACUGGCUCUGGGAUGCCUGCCUGCCUUCAGAGCUCCUGGGCGAGGUUUUGCGGGUGUGUCCUUCGAAGGAGCAGUUUUCAAGGAACCGCCAUCAAUGAGACUUUGCAAAGACUUGUGAGAUGGGCUUUUUGUAACACCUUUCAGAACUCUUCCUCUUGGUGCCCGAGUCGUGUCCAAGAGGCCUCUUAACAGCAGAGGCUGUAUCUACUCGAACAAAUACCAGUGGAUCUUUGCUUUGCAGGAUGUGAUUCAUUCCUUUCUCUCUCUCUCUUAUUGGAGGAAGCAGCUGUGCUGGGAUCGGCUAUCUUGACUUGGGGAAAAACAUGCCAGGGCAGAUCUGAAACCUGCAGCCAGAGUGAGGUGCUUCCUUGACCUGCCUUUCCUGGGAGUAGCCCAAAAGGAUUGGAGGGCAUUGGGUGCUCUGGAGGAGAUGGCAAAGAAAUAUUGCAGUCAGCGGCGUAGCGUGGGUUGUGAGCACCCAGGGCAAGGCAAGUAAUUUGCGCCCCCUAACCCGUGGAUUUGCGCCCCCUAACCCGUGGAUUU
Messenger RNA from Podarcis muralis (Common wall lizard), 1245 nucleotides. Lineage: Eukaryota; Metazoa; Chordata; Lepidosauria; Squamata; Lacertidae. The record is from RefSeq and is a predicted model, not a curated record.